Mugil cephalus (flathead mullet) is the source of this 7499-nucleotide messenger RNA. RefSeq names its product RAB27B, member RAS oncogene family (gene rab27b). NCBI's taxonomy places the organism in Eukaryota, Metazoa, Chordata, Actinopteri, Mugiliformes, Mugilidae. The transcript is spliced from 6 exons. The record is from RefSeq and is a predicted model, not a curated record. The coding region runs from base 748 to 1404 and encodes 218 amino acids. Gene Ontology annotation, molecular function: GTPase activity; GTP binding. Gene Ontology annotation, cellular component: secretory granule; melanosome. Gene Ontology annotation, biological process: melanosome transport; positive regulation of exocytosis.
ACACGUUAAAGAAAUGUACUUAUUAGAUAGAAAUGGACUGGUUUAGGUGAAACCGUAAUUUGUUUGGUGAUUUUUGUUCAGUUACCUGGUCAGUCAUAAUUGGUAUUUGAUAAGUUAAGUAUUCAGUCUGUGAUUCCUUGAACUCAUGUGAUCUGUCAGUAAAUUGGUCUUUUGUUUGUUUGUUAGUUUGAUGGUUGUUAGUCGCUCAUUUAAUCAGUAGAUCAGGUAAAUGGCUGCUGUGUCGUUUUCAUAUACAAAAUUAGUUGGUUAGUCAAACAGCUAAUUAUUUAUUCUUUUAUUCAGUACACAGCUGGUCAGAGAAUCUGUCAAGAAGUUAAUUUGUUGAGUUUUUGUUGGGCAUUUGUCAGUUGGUUGGUUAGAUUUCAGGCAGAGAGGCAGUCAGCAAGUUAUUAACAAGAGCAGUAGGACAGACAUUAAACUAGUCAUCCGUCCAUCCCCGCAGCCAGUCAGCCAGUCAGCUGCUCGCUGAAGGGAGUGGCUUUCUGCUUGGCUGCCUCCGGCUGAAUGAUAGUCAUUCACCCAGCCAGCCACCCAGCCAUCCAGCUACCCAGCUACCCAGCCUCCCGCCCAGGCAGUCAGUCAGUCAGUCAGUCAGUCAGUCAGUCAGUUGGUCGGUGUAAAUGCAGGGCUGCUGGUCAGCUGCUCUGGAUGACUUGUAGCUCCCUCAGGAUCUCACACCAUUAAAUCAGCUGAGGAUCCACUGAGAGGUUUAUUGCGGUCAUCACUAUGACUGAUGGAGAUUAUGACUACCUUAUAAAGCUCCUUGCCCUGGGGGACUCCGGUGUAGGGAAGACCACAUUCUUGUACCGAUACACAGACAACAAGUUCAACCCCAAGUUUAUUACCACAGUCGGCAUCGACUUCAGGGAAAAGAGAGUGCUCUACACAGCAUCUAACCCCAAUGGGACAACCGCAGGAAAAACCUUCAAGGUUCACCUUCAGCUCUGGGACACAGCUGGACAGGAGAGGUUCCGCAGCCUGACAACUGCUUUCUUCAGGGAUGCAAUGGGGUUCCUGCUGAUGUUCGAUCUCACCAGCCAGCAGAGCUUUCUCAACGUCAGAAACUGGAUGAGCCAGCUACAGGCCAACGCCUACUGUGAGAACCCAGAUAUUGUUUUGGUAGGAAACAAGGCGGACCUUGCCGACCAGCGGGAGGUUCAGGAGAAACAGGCGAAGGAGUUGGCCGACAAAUAUGGGAUCCCCUACUUUGAGACAAGCGCAGCAACCGGAGCAGAGGUGGACAAGGCGGUGAUAACACUGUUGGACCUGGUCAUGAAGAGGAUGGAGCAGUGUGUUGACAAACCGCCCGCCGAGCCGGCCAAUGGAAACGGGGCUACGAAGCUCUCAGAAGCACAGCCCGAGGCGAAGAAAUGUGCGUGCUAGAUCCAGAAGCGGUUCAGGACGACAACCAGUCAGCGCUCCUCUGUCUUCUGUCCUUUUCUUCUUCACAUCCCCUCUUUCUUUCACUCGGUACUACAUUUUUCAGAGCAUGUUUGUUUCAUCUUCACUCUCUUUGAAACUAACCUCGAGCCAUCUUACAGUCUGAUUUUCCUAUCUUUGUUCUUCCUUAUUCCCUAAAUUGUUUGCCAUGAAACCCCUCUAUCCCCCUCUAAUGGACAUUCAAGGUAAUGCAGCGACGGCCUGACUGCCUUUUAGGGGGGAAUUAAAGCAGGAGGGGAACGUUUCAUCACUGUCUGAAAUAUAAUGUGCCUCAUUGGAUACAUGCAGCCUGGGAAUUAAGCUCUGCAUGCUCCCAAUUUCUCUGCUCGCAAGUGCUUUAAAUGGACCCAAACCCUCAGACAGAGACAUUUCAAACUUUAAUUUGGACUCUUUAACUUGUGAUCAGUUCAUUACUCUGCAUCAGGGAGAAAGAUUUAACAUUAUGUUUAAUUUGGGUCACAAAGAGCUUAAUAUCAGGCUGCGUGUCUGUGGGGAAUUGAGGAUCCAGUGUGUUUUUAAUUUUAUGUUUUCCCUCUUUCACACCAUGUCCUGUGCUGUACCCGUAUUAGACACAUGGUGAUCUUUCAGUCCAGAGCAGUUUUGUCCAGUUCACACAGGCUAGAAGUUUACUAUUAAUGCGGCACGUUGUGUUUUGUGUAACUGGUGUUAUGUCAAAGGUCUUUGACACGUUGGCGAGUACAAUUAUUUGUUUUUGGAAACAUACUGUACAACCUGUCUUACUAUGUCUACUUAUUAAAAAGGCUGAAACCAGGGCACCUGAACUUGUAGGGUUUCUUGAAGACAUUUCACCACACAUCCAGAUCGUCACCAAUCAUAGAACUCGAGAAGCUAGUUGGAUUAGUGGCAAAAAGUCUUCAAGAAACCCUGCAAGUCCAGCUUGAUAUUUUGGUUCUGCCAUGACCUUGAUGACUGAGAACCUUCACAGGCUAAUGUCUGCUUGUUAGCUUCUCUAGCUAAGGUUUGCAUAUGUAAUAUUUAGCAUAUGUAAGACAUAUGUAACAGCUUGCUCCACAAUGAGCAGUGCAGCAAAAUAGCAGGCCUUUAUUCAAAGUUCUGUUUUAGUAAAAAAUAAAAACUUCCUCAAGAAAACGCAAAAAAACAGAGAAAUAUCGUGUUAUUUUCAGAGCAGAUUUCUCUUAGCCUCUUGCUACUUUUCAAGAACACUUUCUCAACUGAGUAUAAGACACUAUUGUCUGACUUUAUGUGCCAAAAGUUGUCUCUAAAGGAGUGUGUGUCCCAUCUUUGUGUCGCAUAAAUGAUAUCAACUCAAUAGCGUGUGCUAAAUUACGCUAACGUAACACAUUUUGCUGUGCAUUAAUAGAGAACUGCCAUGUGAUGUUUUUUUAAUGGUUCAGGUUUGUUAUUUUGCAUACUUUUACAUGUCAUAUAUACAUAUUAGUUGUUUUGUAAGUAUUAUAUUUUUUCCCAGCCUUACAUUAGACGACUGGUUCAGUUAGCUAACAUCCAAAUCAGGUUACAUUUUGAUGGUAUGCCAGACUUGAUUGUUUGCAUAUACAACCUAGUCUGGAUGCCAGACAAGCUGUCUGCCACAAAAAAAUUGCCACAGUGUGCCACAUUUUGUGCUACGGAAAGUUCGACUGGAAUUGCUCCACUGGGAAUUGAUUAUGCUCCUACAAAGGCCAAUCCUGCUGGGCCAAUCAAAUAGCUUAUGUGGGUUUUAUACAUUUAUUUAUAGUGAUGGACAGAAGAGUAAUUGGUUGGAGGACUAUCCAAUUGAGCACAGAGGUAUUUUUUCUUCUCUGGUUCGAUUGAAACAUAAUGAACUGACAUUCUCAUUAGAGUCCGGCUACAUUAAACUGUCCAACACCAGUAUGGGUACAGCCUGGCACAUGUGCAAUUAAGAAGAAAAAAGGCCAACAUAAUAUAUCAUUAAUAGUGUGUUUACCCAGAUAGAUGUAUUGUUCCAAACUGCCUUGGCUUCUGAAGCAUUAUUCCACUGUGGCGUGACGGACGUUUGAGUCAAGUCAGCUAAAAAUACUGCGUGCGUUGGAGAUGCGUUGUCACUGGAAUCUGCUACCAUUUAAAUUAAAAACUAAUUGAACUGUAAUGCCAUUCCUAAAAGAAAAUAAUACGAUAGAAAAAAGUAAAUGAAAUUAUGAGUCACUUGAAUAAUGCCUUAGAACUGUUACAUAUCAUGAAAAUAGUGAGAUACCAAAUGUCAAUCAGCUGACAUCCGAUCUUCACGGCAGCUGAUUUUAGAUUUUGACCUGCCCUCUCAAAGUGGCAAAGUGAAUUCUGGUUUUGCGCCCCAUACUGUACCUGUUGUUAGAUUACAUGGCGACCAAUUAUUUAUAUUGAAAUAAAAGUAAAACAUGUAUUGUUAUUUCUUUUGUCAUGCUCCUUUGUAGUCUUUAAAUACCACCCUCCCAUUUCGUUUUAUUUCAUUUUGAAUGUCAAGAUAGAGGAAAAAAAUAUACUAUUAUAAAGUCUUGAAGAAGUACAAUAGAAAAUUAUUUUCUAUUGCUUUGAAAUGGGAUUUUGUUACACAGUUGCUUCGGAAGGUAUUCAGACCCCUUCUCUUUUUACAAACUUUGUUGUAUUGUAGAUUUUAUUUCAAACUCAUGAAAAUGGUCACGGUUUCCCCUAUCAAUCAGCUCUCAGUAACCCAUAAUGACAAAGUGAAAAUAUAUUUUUUAGACAAUUUAUUAAACAUCACAAAUUGAAAUGUCUCACUCACCAAAGUAAAGGUGCUUAAUUCAGUUUGAAUUUUUUCUGACAGCCAUUACAUCUCCAUGACUGAAUGAGUUUAAGCCCCAUCAGUAAUUCCUCCUGAAGCCACUCCUGUGUUGUCUUGGCAAUUUUGGUGACCUGCUGCUAAAUCUCAUGUGGUUGCACUGUUGAGCAGGUCUUCAUCUCUUUGUGACUGGUUAUACAGUCAUAAUUUCCUCACUUCUGACCAGUCCCCUUGUCCCUGCUUCUGGGACAUGCCUCCAUAGCAAGAUGCUGCCACCACCGUGCCUCACCAAUAGGUUUGUUGUAUUGCCAUCCUUACAAAGUUCCUUCUUGCUCUGCCAUCCUGAGGAAGAGUUACUGAAGCCAAUCUCCUCUUGGAAACACAGAGCUAUAGAAAUGUUUUAUCACAGGAGGCUACAGACGCUUUGGCCUUCAUUUCCUGGUUUCUGUCCUGACACUAACCAGUGUACAUACACAAUUGUGUGCCUUUAAAAACUAUGUCCAUUUCAUUCAGUUUGAAACAGAUUGACUCGAGUUGGUUUCUAGAGACAUUUCAAAGCACAUUCGUUCAAUUUCUGUAACUGCUUGUCCUCUAGAGCGUCGUUGGGGGCGUGGAACCUAUCGCAGCUGUCAUUGGGCGGGAGGCGGGGUACACCCUGGAUAUGUCUCCAGUCUAUCACAGGGCUAACGCAGAGAGAUGGACAACAAUUCACACCUAUGGCCAAUUUACAAUUACCAAUUAACAAGCAUGUCUUUGGACAGUGGGAGGAAGCAGACAUAGGGAGAAACUGCAAAGACCCCAGUGGGCCUAGAUUCAAACCAGGACCUUCUUGCUGGGAGGCAUCAGUGCUAACCACCACUGCACUGUUCCACCCUCAUUUCAGAGCUCAAUAAAUAAAAUAAGAUGCACCUGAUCAAAGUUUGGAGCUACAACAAAACAAUUUAAUCGUUUUUGAGGUUUUACUCUGUCAUUAUGAAUUACUGAGCUUAGAUUGAUGGGGAUCAUGCUGAAAGUAAAGAAAUCAAUCUACAAUAGAGUAAACAAUUGUGUGAAUACUUUCUGAUGCCACUACAGCUGUUUUUCUUACGUCCAUGUGUACCAGUCCAUUGAGUAGAUACUGUGCAGAAAACCCAGUCAAAUUAUGCCAUACCAUCUCUAGCACAGUGACCCCAUCACACAAAACCCAUUAUUAAAAUGUCAGUUAUCAACGUUGAGUCUUAGAUUAUUUAGUUUAACUGCAUUUAACAGUUUUUCUUAAAUCAAAUAACAAUUUGAUCUGCCUGACUACUUGAUAAAUUGUGAGCGCGGCUGAGUUGAGAUCAUCAGCACUCAAUCUAGAAUAAGCACAGCCCAGCAUAGUAUUAAUGUCUGGUCUUCAAAGUAUACUCAAACUGUGGCCAGUGGUUGUUAUGAAUGUUAUGUUUGGCAAUUAGCAAACACUGCUCUGACCCUUAUUUCCUUAUUUAUCCAUGGAGCUGUGGCUUUGCCUACCUGUCAGCCACAUUUACUGCAGGCCAGUGUGCCAAAUGCAAAACUGAAAUGCCACAAACCCAAAGCUCAUCCUGCUGUUCUCUCAACCUUAACAUUUUUUUUUUUUUUUUUUUUUUUUUUUUUUACAUUUUAUUAUUAUUAUUUUUUUAAGUGCUUAAUUUUUCCCAUCCUGUUCUGGUUUGAAAGCCACACAGAUUUAUUUGCCAACAGCUGAUCUCAGUGCCAUAACAAACACUUGCCACUGUUCAGUUUUAAUUGGUCAGAACAUUAAUUUGCUGGUUACAUAAAAAAGCUGGCUCCCAUAGUUACUUCGCAGCAAUAUUUCAUCGCUUUGUGCUGCUUCCAGCUCACCAUCUACUUAUUUCCUCUGUAGAUUUGAUCUUUCACUUUUGUUGUACGUAUUUAAAAAACAAAACAAACAAACAAAAAAAAAACAUCUAUUUCAGAAGCAGAUUUGUGAAAACAACUUCAUUUGCGAUUUUGUUUUGUUUUGUUUGGUCUGUCUUUCAUUUAUGAAACAAGUUAUAUUUUGGACGACUUGUGUUAAGUGCAUUAACUGAAAUGGAAGUGUUUGGCCACUAGAGGGCAGGAUAAACUAAAACACAAUAGUGACCUUAAGAAGCUGUGUUGAGCUUCCUGGUUACACAUCUUGACUCAGUCUUCACCAAUGGAAUUAAGUUUUCUUUCUUCCUUUCUUACCUUACCUGUGGAGGUGAACUUGUUUAUAAUGAAGUGGCUCUGAAUGGUUGUAAGAGUAUCCAAUUGGAUGCAGAGGUCUUUUUUUCUCUCUCUCUCUGUAUUGGUUGAACUACAAUGAAAUCCAACUCAGACUCUGGCUUCAGCAGGCUUGUAUGCUCCACCUUCUUCACCAGCUAAUCACAAGCUUCGUGCCUGCCUGAAAUAGUUUGCUGUAGGUGCCAAACCAUAAAACCAAAACAUGAGCUCAAAGAAGCUAAAAAGCUUUGCUGCAAAAUACAAUGUGGGGUCACUAUGAGGGUAGGAAGGAUUAGUGCAGCUUAACAUCUAAACAAAACUGUUGAUUAUUUUCAUUUCCUUUGAAGGCUUCCAAAUCUGUGAUGAUUUGAUUAAGUUUGGUGAAAUUGGAAACUUAUGGGAAUCCUCUAAUUUAGAUGACUUGCAGCUAAUUUGGAAUCAGAUAUAGCAAAAUGUAUUGAAUGAAUAUACUUUGCAAGUACUUGGGGUUUCUCAUUACCCCCAAGUUGGACAAGCAUUUUCCUCAAACAAAUGCCUUUUAGGAGUGACAAUCUUCCGAGGACAAAUUGUUGAUUUUUAACAGAGCCUUUCUCAUUACAUUGCUCAGUGUGUUUUUAUUCAAAUCUCUUCAACACAUGUACACUCUAAUGCUUUUAGUUAAAGUUAAUAUUUAUGUUGUAUUUAAACAUCUCCUCCAUAAAGUCUUAAAUGUAGUUUGCGAGUUCACUUUGAAAGUUUACACUGUCUGCAGUCAUGUUGUGCCUGUUAUUAUAACUCUUUUGUCUGAUCCUCUGUAUAGUUUGUGAGCUACUUAAUAUUUUAAUGCAUUAUUGAUUAUAGAUUAUAAAGCAGAGGCAAACGAGAACAGAAGUCCUGGUGUUGUUUUUGUGCCCGAUAUAUCAAUCUAAGUACCUCUAAGAGCUUUUAUUUUUGGAGAUCCUCUGUGUGUAAAUUCUUUCUGAUGCCUGCGGUUUGUACUCGUUUGUUUUCUGUGUGUAUUGAUGCCUGUGUGUGUUUGUUGCACCGUCAGCAUGUUUGACACCAUGGGAAUGGAAUGACCUGUGAUGCAUUCAGUGUUUCUGAUGCCAGAGCUGCAAAUAAAUCUCUGUUGGUUAUA